Molecule: messenger RNA, 2501 nt
Organism: Aspergillus heteromorphus CBS 117.55
Lineage: Eukaryota; Fungi; Ascomycota; Eurotiomycetes; Eurotiales; Aspergillaceae
Product: F-box domain protein
Exons: 1
Coding region: 205-2391 (728 amino acids)
Biological process (GO): SCF-dependent proteasomal ubiquitin-dependent protein catabolic process
Cellular component (GO): SCF ubiquitin ligase complex
Molecular function (GO): protein binding
Source: RefSeq, a predicted model, not a curated record
UCACUAUGUCCGUCUAGGACGACCUUGCGACAAUCCACGCUCUCGCUGACAGACUCUGUCUGGCGAUAGUUCGGCUGCCCGCCAAUUGUCCGCUGCCUGCGAUCCUAACCUCAUAACCCCUCCAUCGAGACCAUCAUCCGUGAGACACCCGUUGGGACUUUUGUUAGGACCUCUGUGGACCGGAUUUGAACACCGCCGUCCGUCAUGGCUACCGCAGACCCUGACGAAAUCGCCGAGGCCGUCUCCCCUGCCAGUCCGGCUUCCUCGACCGGGCAGAUUCCAUUGGCCCAACCUCCCAAGCUGAAGGGGCGCCACAAGCUGCUGCAAAGCCUUCAGCGCAUCUCCUCUUCUCCCAGUUUGACCCGGCGGGGCCGAUCCGCUUCCACCGGGUAUCGCCGCGAUGGCAAGGCUUCGCUGUCCUGCGUGUCGCUCUCGCAAUCCACAUACGCCCCUUGUCUGCGCAAUGGAAGCACAUCCCAGCUCUAUGGCGGCCUGAACGCCCGUCCCAUAACCUCGGGCUCGUCGGGUUCUCCGUCAGAGUGUGAUGGAAAUGCCCGAAUCCGUCUCGUCGGCUCCGACUCCCCCAAUGCCUCUCAACCGCGCACCAUUCCGUUGCCUGUAGAUAUGCGACCGGGCUCGCGAGGGUCUCCGUCGGGAGCGGAUGCGGUUGAUGAGGCUGCUGCAGCACGGUUGUCGCCGAAGCCGAAGAAGGUCUUUGAUUUCUGGGGUAGUAUGCCCGAUGAGCUGAAGAUGCGGAUCUUCCAGUUCCUCCCGCCGAAGGAGAUUGUCCGCUGCUCGGCGGUCUCUAAGACGUGGAAUAAGAUGUGCUUUGAUGGACAGUUGUGGACUGAGGUUGACACCACUGACUACUACCGCGAUAUCCCGAGUGAUGGUUUGGUGAAGCUGAUCACGUCCGGCGGUCCGUUCGUUCGCGACCUCAAUCUUCGAGGCUGCGUCCAGUUGAAGGACAAGUGGCAGACGGAAGGCGAGCGCAUCACUGACGUGUGUCGCAAUGUGGUGAAUUUCUCCCUGGAGGGAUGUCGCAUCGACAAGUCGUCCAUCCAUUACUUCCUUCUGCGGAAUACACGCUUGGAAUACAUCAACCUGUCCGGUUUGGCUGGCGUCGGCAACUCGGCCAUGAAGAUCAUCGCGCAGUCGUGUCCGCAACUUGAGACGUUGAAUGUGUCCUGGUGCACUGGCGUCGAUACGUCGGGGCUGAAGAAGGUCGUUGCCGCGUGUGGAAAGCUGAAGGAUCUCCGGGCUAGUGAAAUCAGUGGCUUUGAUGACGUCGAGUUCGCGUUGCAGCUGUAUGAACGGAACACCCUAGAGCGCCUGGUCAUGAGCCGAACCGGUGUUACAGACGAGUGCCUGCAGGCGCUUGUCCACGGUCUAGACCCAGAAAUUGACCUCCUUACGGACCGUCCGAUUGUCCCUCCCCGGCGGUGGAAGCAUCUGGAUAUCCACCAAUGCUCGGAGCUGACGGAUAACGGGCUGAAGAUUCUCGCUCACAAUGUCCCUGACCUCGAAACCCUGCAGCUUUCUCAGUGCUCCGAACUCGGCGACGACUCGGUCAUGGCUGUGAUCCGGACCACGCCCCGUCUGACCCGUCUUGACCUGGAGGAUAUGGAGAAGCUCACCAACAACACGCUGCUUGAGGUGGCCAAGUCUCCGUGCGCGGCAAACCUGCAGCAUCUCAACAUCAGCUACUGCGAGAGUCUCGGGGACAUCGGAAUGCUGCAGAUCGUGAAGAACUGCCCCUCCAUCCGCUCUGUCGAAAUGGACAACACCCGCGUAUCAGACCUCACCCUGAUGGAAGCCAGCCUGCGCGUGCGCAAGCGCGGCUACAGCGAGAAACUCCCCUGCGUGGGCCUGCGUCUGGUCGUCUUCGACUGCGCCAAUGUGACCUGGGCGGGCAUCCGCGAGGUGCUGUCCAGCAACGCCCACCUCCCCCGCGCGGCGCGCAAGUCCCUGCAAGACGUGAAUGUUCUCCCCGAGACCGUUGCUCCGGACCAGUCCACGACUAUGAUUCCCUCCUGCAUCACCCCUCCGCCAGCACCGUCCAUCUACCCCCGCGAGAUCAUCCAUCUGAAAUGCUUCUACGCUUGGCAGAUGACCGUAGACGAGCACAAUAAGCGGGUUCUUCGGGGCGAUCUCGACGGCGCGAGCAGACUGGAUCGCAAAUGGGCGAACUACAUGAUGGCCAGCGAGGAGGCGGGCGGCGGCGGAGCCGGGACCAGAAGACGACGGCGCCGCGCCCGCGAAGCCCAGAGGAUCUACAACGAAGAUGACGACGAGGCGGACACGUUCGGUGUAGGCGGCAUCACGGCACUCGGCGCAGGACGUCGUCGACACACUGAAGGUGGCGGUACUGGAGGCUGCCUGGUCAUGUAAACCGCGUUCGCUAGGAUCCGAUCUUGACUUACUUUCCCGUCUCUCGUUUGCUUUGUAUUCAGCGGUAGCGGUUUGAGCGGUCCCUCGUUCGGUGGAUUGUUUACGGUUCU